This is a messenger RNA of Colletotrichum truncatum, 1542 nucleotides long. The record is from RefSeq and is a predicted model, not a curated record. NCBI's taxonomy places the organism in Eukaryota, Fungi, Ascomycota, Sordariomycetes, Glomerellales, Glomerellaceae.
AUGACCCCGGCGCCUGAGUACAAGUUCGUCACCUUUGGUUCUGAUGAAGGCGACUUCCAGCCUGCAAACAAAUCCAUUCGAAGUCAUGCCAUCAGGACCGCUAUCCAGAGGGGCUCCUCUGAGAUGGGUGCCAACACGGCGCUUACUUCUCAAGACACUAUCAAGCUUAAGGCUCAGUUGAAGGGCCGCUUCAGACUAUCUGGUACAUCUAGUAGACCUUCCACGGGGAAAUCCACCAAGGCGCAAAAAAAGCAGGCAGCUUUGGACCCUCGUUAUUUAUCGGCCGCGCCUGAGGUCAUGUCGAAUCUUUCGUUGCCGCCAUGGGUCCAGCGCUUGGGAAGCGACAACGCGGAUCCUUUUAAUACGCUGCCCAUCCCGAGUAAUUCUGCCGUGGACUCUUUGGUCAAAUACUUCAUCACAAGAUUCAACCUCAACUCAACGACGACAGAUACGCAAAGGCCAUGGUUUCCCUAUGCUAUGCAGAGCGCGCUCAUCAUGCGCGUCACGCUCGCGUUGGCCGCCGAGUUUCUGAACGCGACCAUGCCGUUGCUGAACCCGCGGCUGCAACGCGAGGGAUACCAGCUAAAGGGAGAAGCAAUGAAAAUGAUUAGGAAUCGUUUAGAGUCCCAAGAAUCAGCUUGGAGCGCGAGCGAGGACCUCUCCGUCCUUGCUGGCGUGGCCAUGUUGGGAAGUGUCGAGAGUCAGGCAUUUCAAGGCCACUUCACUGCCGCCAAUGUCCAUCUGACUGGGCUCCAUGCCAUGAUUGAGGCCCGAGGCGGGCCUGACACAAUCAAACAUGACUACAUCCUGUGCCGAUGCAUCAACUGGAUUGACAUUCAAGUUGCAUCCGGUCUCGGUAGAGUCCCCAAGUUCCCCAUGUUCCAUACUCUGGAUCAGGUAUCGCUCCCAUCGUCAGUCGUGAGUCGCGCAAUGACGCCUUCCUUGCGCCAUAUGGAUAAACUCGGAGGUCACAACCCCGGGGAGAGCAAUGAACCACGUAAGAUUUUCACAACUCUCAGGCAAGCAAUUUGCUCUCAGGCGGGGUCGGUGUCAGCAGACACCAUAAGAAUUGUGAUGAACACGGCCGAUAGCACAAUAUUGCACUUUCUGUACGUAGAGCGCCGAACGGCCACACCCGUCCAGAAGCGCUUUCUCGUCUUGGUUUCCGCAGCCCAGGUCUUCCUCUACACGGUUUUGCGGGAAAUCCCCACGACCGGGCAUAUGGUUCGGACCCUGGUUACGAGGAUGCGUGCCGCGCUGGACGAUGCGGAUUCCAUUGCUCUCAUCUGGGUCUCUCACGACGCUGCUCUGUUGUGGGUACUCUUUGUGGGCAUCGUGGGCUCUGGAACGUCAGAGGACCGUGAGUGGUUCUCUUCACGGCUCAAAAAGGUCCUCCAAAGAGCCAGAGAUAUCCUGCCGCCGGAGAGAUGCAGACGAGAGCACCUGCAGCAGGUAUUGGCCGGGUUCCUUUGGCGGGACAAGUAUUGUCUGCCGGUGCUAGACGAGAUCUGGGCGUCUUGGGAAGGCAGCGGUGUCACAUAG